GGGAAAGCAUACGCACGUCUUAGGCGUUUCACGUAUUUGUGUACAAUCGGAAAUUGGAAAUUUACACAUCGGCUUGCUUUCCCCCCAGCAAGGAACUAUUCUGGCUUCCACGAGUAGCUCGUGUGAGCCCGAGAAAUCGGCUUGGGAUGGAGGACUGUUGUCGAAAAUGCAUGCCGUGUUUGAGUAGACUAUGGAACUGGAUAUGGCCAGAAUUCCACUACCCAGCGAUCACACGACCCGCAGAAAUCCGCACCGUUUCAGGUGAUAUCCAUAUCCCAGCUCCGAAGAGGAAGCCGGCGCAGCUGUAUGCGGCUCUGUUCGAUUUCGAAGCCAGGAGCGAGGAGGAACUGAGUGUGAGAGAGGGUGACAAAUUGUCGGUCAUUGAAAAGCGGGGAGAUUAUGUACUUGCCAAAAAACUCACUGGUUCUCUUGAGUCCGGUCUGGUCCCGGCUAAUUACGUGACAGUGCUACGAGAUGAAUUUGCGAAUCACAAGUGGUAUUAUGGGAACAUCAACAGGCAGAAGGCUGAGAAGCUGCUGCUGGCAUCUCAGAACACCAGCGGCUCCUUCCUGGUGCGCAUAAGUGAGAGUCACAGUGAUGAGUACACUAUCUCAGUCAGGAAUGAAGGCAGGGUCUUCCAUUUCCGAAUCCAACGCUCAUCCAUUGGGGCCUGGUAUGUGUCUGAGAAAAUAUCAUUCGCUACCCUGGAAGAGCUGGUCAACUACUAUCAGAGAAACUUCAAGAGCCUGGGAGUGCCCCUUGGCCAGCCAUGUGCACAGCCGAGAGAGCUGUUUGACAUGGAGCCGUGGGAGCGGCCACGGGAGGAGUUCAGCUUGCAAAAAAAGCUGGGAGAAGGGCACUUUGGAGAGGUGUGGGAGGCCCUCUGGACCACCAAUAAUCAAAAGGUGGCUAUAAAGAUGCUGAAGCAAGAGGACACCAAGCAAGAUGAGUUUGUGAAAGAGGUCCAGGCUCUGAAAAGCCUCCACCACCCCAAGUUAAUUCAGUUGCUGGCCCUGUGUUCCAAGGGCGAACCCGUCUACAUCGUCACCGAGCUCAUGUCCAGGGGCAGCCUGAAGGCCUACCUGGGCUCUCCUGAAGGACAAGUGCUGACCUCAGCCCACCUAAUCUACAUGGCCAGCCAGGUGGCCGAGGGCAUGGCAUACCUGGAGGACAGAAACAUUGUACACAGGGACCUCGCUGCCCGUAACAUCCUUGUUGGUGAUGACCUUGUGUGUAAAGUGGCUGACUUCGGGCUUGCUCGAAUCAUAAGGGAUAAUGUAUACACAGCCAGCAAGGCCACUAAGAUCCCCGUGAGAUGGACGGCACCUGAGGCAGCCCUACAUCAGCGUUUCUCUGUAAAGUCUGACGUCUGGUCCUUUGGGGUGCUGCUUUACGAGAUGAUGUCACGGGGGAAGAUGCCCUAUGAUGGUAAGAGUAACAAAGAGGUGCUGGAGAUCCUGACGUCUGGGUUCCGGCUACCCUGUCCGGGAAGGUGCCCUCCAAAUAUCUACAACAUCAUGAUGGAGUGCUGGCAUGCAGAGAGCGCAAAGCGUCCCUCUUUCCACGCCCUCCACGCACAGCUGGACAGCAUCUAUGCCAAGAUCUACUUCAAGACCAUCGAGGUGUAGGGGGGGGGGGGUGAAGAAACCCCUGACUGCACUGAAGCACUGCGCAGCUGAUAAGGACUGCUACUUAGUUUUUUUUUUUCUUGCUGCCAUUUUGGCUUGCAACUAUAUUGUCCGAAUGUCACAUUUUUGUUUUGUUUUUAUUGAGGGUAUGUGCAAUAAUGAUCUUCAGAUGUUGACCAUGAGCUCAGUGAUCAAGUGUGAAAAGGGGGAGCAGAGCUGAUCCAUUGUUACAUGUCACUAAGGUUCAGCCCACCCUGUCUCACAUGGUGGCGUUGCAGUUCACAGAGUGCCUAUGUUUACAGAUUCUUUUCUUGCCCACCCUGUCUCACAGUGUACUGUAUAGAUCCGUGGCAGACCGAGAGUGACGGAAAAUGAUUAUCAUGAGGGAGGUGCUGGGUAUGCAGGACAUCCAAAAAUGCUGUGCUGCCAAAUGGCAGCUCUUCUAGACUACAAAUAAACAGACUAUGCACAGAAACAUCCAGAAUGUAUAGUAUGAGACAUGAGAUUUAUGACAUGAAAGAGGUGGCCUGUACUAUCAGAUCCUGUUCAUAUUAUUGUGUCUUUGCUCUACUUUUGUAAAAGUAUACAAUUACAAAAGAUGUGCCCCCAAAACAGUACAUGAAGACAAGCCCACAAUAUAAUCCCUUAUAUAUGUGAUUGGUGGGCUACUCAGUAAUGUGCCAUUGGAAUUAUGAGAAUAAAGUUUUAUUUUAAAUUAAGAUACUUGUGCUGUAAUUAACCAGAAUUCCAUUAAAUUCCAGUUACAACUGGAGA
Molecule: messenger RNA, 2402 nt
Organism: Megalops cyprinoides (Indo-Pacific tarpon)
Lineage: Eukaryota; Metazoa; Chordata; Actinopteri; Elopiformes; Megalopidae
Product: tyrosine-protein kinase Srms
Exons: 8
Coding region: 147-1628 (493 amino acids)
Biological process (GO): cell surface receptor protein tyrosine kinase signaling pathway; cell differentiation; innate immune response
Cellular component (GO): extrinsic component of cytoplasmic side of plasma membrane
Molecular function (GO): ATP binding; non-membrane spanning protein tyrosine kinase activity; signaling receptor binding
Source: RefSeq, a predicted model, not a curated record